Molecule: messenger RNA, 2242 nt
Organism: Dreissena polymorpha
Lineage: Eukaryota; Metazoa; Mollusca; Bivalvia; Myida; Dreissenidae
Exons: 8
Coding region: 1052-2143 (363 amino acids)
Source: RefSeq, a predicted model, not a curated record
ACAGCUGGCGGUCAAAUGAGCCGAUCGACGCUCUAUUCGCAACGAAUUGAAUAAUUUCACUCGAUCAACGAUUCAACUGCUUUUAUUGCGUUCCAAUAAAGAAUGUUAUUCAACAUUUGGUCGAGCUAAUAUGAUCAACACAUUUGACAAAGUGUAACAUGAGAUUAUAAAAAGCGAACAGCUCUAUAAACUUCGUCGACGCAUAUAGACUACAGAGGAACAAGAGCAGGGCGCUUUAAAGAAUUCGAUGUGUAUACAAUUAUCACAUUAAGUUUGGACAGAUUAAACAAACUACUUUUUAUCGAGUGGGAAAGAUUCUGUUCAAACAAAGUCUCAUUAUAAACUACCGGUAUGUACAGUUCGCUAAAGCAAUAAAAGGGAACGCAAAUUUCUGUUGUCCGAUAGGGACUUUCGUUUGUGUGAUUUGUUUAUUGGACAAUAGGUGUUUAAUCAAAAUAUUGAAUUCGGAUGAGAUAUAUGGAUAGACCACACCACUCACAAUGGAAUUAAGUGGAACAAAAAUAAAUGAACUAGAGUUAAGGAAUAGUUUGCGUAUGUUUACAGUAUGAAUUUGUAGUUAAACCCAGUGUACACUACUUAAAAAAACUUAUUGUGCAUAGUUUAAAACAUCGCGAACUUAGUUGUCAAUUAAUGAUUUAUGACGUCAUUAAUUGUUGCAUGCAUAAAGAAGGUACUUUAUUUUUUUAGCAAAACAGUUAAACCCCGUAUGCUUAAAACUAGUAUAUGGACAAUGUCUGUAAUAAUUAAAUCAUUUCUUAUAUUUUCUUGGACAACUUUAACACAUUUAUGCAUGCAGCUAAUUUUAAUUGGACGCAGUUCAAUUGACGACACUCAAUGAUGAAGAUUUCACAAGUGUUAAAACUUAGAAUUAAAAAAAUCAACAAUAACAACAUGCACGCAAAACAAAUACGGCAACAUAAACAACAUUGACAAUAACAAUAAAAACAGCAAAAAAGACAACCAAAACAAAGACAACAACAGCAAUAACAACAACACUAAGAAACACCCAACAUCGACGGCAGGAGCGACAAUGGAGCGUUUGAGGCGGUCCGUGUUUUACUCGCCUAACGAUACGACAACGCCAGAAUACAAAUUGUUCCUCCGCAAUCAAAUGAAGAAAAAUGCAUUCACUGUCGUGAAAGUACAGUACACACCUUCAAUAUACAGCUCCCUGUCAACGACGCGCGUGCGACAGCGUCUAUGUGACCUCAUGGGGACUGACGUCAUCAGGCUGAACGACAAACGAUAUUUCCAGAAGCUUUCCGAGCGAUUGCAGGAUGAAUAUGAGACGAUUAUGGACAAACAGGAAGAGGCGCGCGCAGCCUCGGAGGAACAGCGUAUCCGGCGCCUGAUGCUCGAGGGAGUGAUAGACGCUCCCAAUGACUACCGCGCAGUAGUACACGGCACACACCACAAACCGCAGACGAAAAAGAAACUGAAGUCAGGAAAACGACACUCGUCUGCUCGCUCACACCGCGAGGCGACGGGAUCUGCAGGAUCAGACGAGGAGGGACAGACGAAAACUAAGAAAGAGGAAGUGGAAACCCAGGUUGGCUUGAUGUCCGGUUCCAGGCCUGGUUCCCACAAGUCCUCGCUGCGCAUGCGCGCCUCAAACGAAAAUGCACGAACGCCAUCGAGACGAGUCUUUAUCGACGACAAAGAAAACGACCGCGCGCAACAACAACAACAACAACAGCAAACUUCAAAUGAAAUGCAUGCGCGUCCUCCUCAUCACGAAAACGUUUUACGGAGUCCGUCGGCCUGCGGUACUCAUCGGAAGGAGCGGCGGGUGCAGUCGGCAGCACCGCGCCUAACUCGACGAGAGAACGGAAGGACGUCGCCGGGAGAAUCUGAAUCCGAUGGAGAGGUUAAUGACGGAGUUGGGUCGGGGGAUAGGCCAUUCGACACCCAGAGUCUUCCGGACCGGAACGCCCACCGGAUGUACUCAAAAUACUCCGUAUACGAGCCGGAAAGGGUGUCCAGACUUCGCGGGGCCGAGACGGUAGAAGGCCUAUAUGCCAUCGCGGAAGAAAUAGUUUCACCCGUGCGAGCGCGUGAUGACACAGACCGAAAAGUAGUUCGCGUUCCAAAACAAAAGAAAAUGACUACGUCGUUGUCCUAACAUUGUUUUUAUGCACUAACGUUUGUAUAAUCUAUAACACAUGUGACAUUUGUGCUAUUCGUUGUUUUGAGCCUAUAUAAAAUCUUCAUAUAAAUCAUG